Messenger RNA from Hyla sarda, 5073 nucleotides. It is a transcript of the gene STRN3, whose product is annotated as striatin 3. The coding region runs from base 300 to 2636 and encodes 778 amino acids. The record is from RefSeq and is a predicted model, not a curated record. Gene Ontology annotation, molecular function: protein phosphatase 2A binding; armadillo repeat domain binding; protein-containing complex binding. Gene Ontology annotation, cellular component: dendrite. Lineage: Eukaryota; Metazoa; Chordata; Amphibia; Anura; Hylidae. The transcript is spliced from 18 exons.
GGUGACGCUGUCAAAGCGGGAGGCGGCGAACGAGGCCGGUUACCCAGCGUGCCCCGCGGAGCUACCGGGCCCUGGUGGGAGGGGGGGCUAGUUGAAUCAUGGCGGCCCUCAGUAAAGUGACCGGACGGACACUGUAGAACGGACAGCCCUUGUGUGUAUCCGGGGGGUAGGGUUGUGAGGCCCGUUCCCCCCCCAUCACCUCUCCUCUUACACCGGAGCUGGUUCCUCACGUGACUUACACCGGGCACCUUCGAGCUCCCACCCCGGACCCGAGUCACCCGGGGGGGCCCCAGCAUUAGAUGGAGGAUCUCCCGGCGGCUGGUGGGAUGGCUGCUUCUACAAGGCCGCAGGUCGGGGGUCCUGGUCAGGCCCAAGCCCAGGGAGUCCCCUCAGAGCCGGGCUGUGAGCUGACCGCCCGGCCGCCCCAGUACACCAUCCCGGGGAUCCUGCACUACAUCCAGCACGAGUGGGCCCGCUUCGAGAUGGAGAGAGCGCACUGGGAAGUGGAGAGGGCCGAGCUGCAGGCACGGAUAGCCUUUCUACAAGGUGAAAGAAAAGGUCAAGAAAACUUAAAGAAGGAUCUAGUAAGAAGAAUAAAAAUGUUAGAAUAUGCUUUGAAACAAGAGCGGGCAAAGUAUCAUAAAUUAAAAUACGGAACAGAAUUAAAUCAAGGAGAGAUGAAGAUGCCUGCAAUGGAAUCGGAAGAAACCAAAGAAUCCGAGAUUCCCCCAGGGCUUCCGAAUAGUCAGCUGACCUGGAAACAAGGCCGGCAGCUGUUAAGACAGUAUCUUCAAGAGGUUGGCUAUACAGACACAAUAUUAGAUGUUCGGUCACAAAGGGUACGCUCUCUGCUCGGACUUUCAGGUUCUGAGCCAAACGGCUCAGUGGAACCGAAGAACUUAGAACAGAUCCUUAAUGGUGAAGAUGUUUCACUUAAACAAAAGGGACAGGAAAACAAAAGGAACUCAGGGGGUGUUCUGGAAACUUUUAAUUUCUUAGAAAGUGCAGAAGACAGCGAUGAAGAAGAGGAGGAGGAGGACCUUAUGGUAGAGGACACAUAUCCGAAGGACAAACGAUUAAACAAAAAACCUAAAAUUGGAAAUGAAGGUUUAGCUGCUGAACUUGUUGAUGACACAGAAGAAGCAUUGAAGGAGUUUGAUUUCCUUGUGACUGCAGAAGAUGGAGAAGGUGCUGGUGAAGCCAGAAGUUCAGGAGAUGGUACUGAGUGGGAAAAGGACGUCCUGUCCCCAACUGCGGAGGCCUGGGAUGUAGACCAGUCUCUGAUAAAUAAACUCAAGGAGCAGUACAUGAAGGAGCGCAAGGGGUCAAAGGGGGCCAAGAGGGUAAACCGGACGAAACUGCACGAUAUGAUUGCAGACCUGGGUGAUGAGGAACUGUCCUGCAUCUCUCCAGGCAUCCUAAAUCCGGCCCGAUCACCAACCAGAAUAACAGAUCAUGAAGGUGGGAGGGCGGAGGAAGCUGAGCCAAUCGCCUUUCCAUCUGGAGGUGGGAAGACCUUCAUUAUGGGAUCAUCAGAUGAUGUCAUCGAGACGGUUCUGGGCCUCGGGGAUCUAGCUGACCUCACUGUGACUAAUGAAUCGGACUACACUUAUGAAAUGCCGUCCAAUAAGGAUGCGUUUAGAAAGACAUGGAACCACAAAUACACCCUACGAAGUCACUUUGAUGGGGUGCGGGCACUAGCAUUUCACCCAGUUGAGCCUGUCCUGGUGACUGCAUCUGAAGAUCACACCCUAAAAUUGUGGAAUUUGCAGAAAACAGUCCCUGCCAAAAAGUGUACCUCAUUCGAUGUGGAACCGAUCUAUACAUUCAGGGCUCACAUGGGUCCAGUCCUUUCCUUGGUGGUCAGCUCUAACGGAGAACAUUGCUACAGUGGAGGCAUAGAUUCUACAAUACAAUGGUGGAAGAUGCUGAGCCCAAAUGUGGAUCCAUAUGAUACAUAUGAUCCUAGUGUUCUUUCUGGCACGUUGGUUGGACACACAGACGCUGUAUGGAGCCUGGCGCACAGUGGUGUUAAAGACAGAUUGCUCUCUUGUUCAGCUGACGGAACGGUUCGGUUAUGGAAUCCACCAGACAGUGUUCCAUGUAUCGGCACGUAUAAUGGAAACAAAGAACAUGGUAUCCCCACUUCUGUGGACUUUAUAGGCUGUGACCCAGCCCAUGCUGUUGCCUCUUUCACCUCUGGCUGUAUUGUGAUUUAUGAUCUUGAGACUUCUCUGUCUGUAAUGCAGUUGUCUGCACCUUCUGAUUCUAGUAUCCCGUUUAGUGGACACAUAAACAAGAUUGUGAGUCACCCUACUCUUCCUGUUACCAUUGCUGCCUAUGAGGAUAGGCACAUAAAAUUUUUUGACAACAAAUCUGGGAAGACCAUUCAUUCAAUGGUCGCUCACCUGGAGGCAGUUACUAGCCUUGCAGUGGAUCCUAAUGGAAUUUAUCUAAUGUCUGGAAGCCAUGAUAGCUCAAUUCGCUUGUGGAAUCUGGACAGCAAGACUUGUGUGCAGGAGAUUACCGCUCACCGCAAGAAGUUGGACGAGUCCAUAUACGAUGUUGCCUUUCACCCAUCCAAAGCGUUCAUCGCCAGUGCUGGAGCAGACGCCCUGGCUAAGGUCUUCGUGUGACCCUUAACACCCCCUCCCCCUUGUGCUUACACAGUGCCACAAGUGCAUUUUUUUUGGAACAAAAAUUGAAGGUCACUUGCGGCAUUUAAACAAGUUUUUACAACAUCACUGCCAAGAGGAAUUUGCCCCAGUGUUGUGACACUACAAGAUGGCUCCUUCUACAGGAUGGGGAGAUACUGGUUACUGCACAGCCGGCUCUACCCUCUUCAUUUUCUCAUUGAUCAGGAUUCAGGAUGGCUCUCUCCAGGGCUUUAAUUUACUGCACUCUAAUCCCUCCUUUUUCACAGUAACCAGUGUUCACAGCCCCUGCAGAGGGUGUCUGUCCUAGAUUAUAUAUACUAUAAAUAUGUUCAUUCUUCUACAAUCCAUAAAGAGAAAGAAAAAAAAAACAAAAACCUUUUUUAUUUUAUUUUUCGCGCUUUGUACUUUUCACUUCAGAUCCUGGGUGCACUAGUAUUGGGAAUCAAGAUCUCGACUGAAAACCGGGGUCCUGGAGCCGCUUAUCAACUUAAGAAUAUACUGUAGUGUAUUCAGUUUUGAUCAUGUCACAAUGCAAUAGUGGAAUCAUUAACACCUUAAAUCACAAUUACCUUGGAACUUCACAGAACUUGAGGAGCAAGGGAGCCAGAGUUCUGCACUAUUCUACCCGGUUCAGAUUGCAAUAACUGGGGAAAAUGUAGCUAACUUUUCCAAAGCUGGCAUUGUAGAAGUCAGUGUCUGGCUGCCAAUGAAGGGAUUUAAAAAAAAUAAAAUUUUUCUUAUUUUUUUUUUUUUUUUUUUUUCUCUUUUUUUUUUUCACUUUCUCUCUUGGACAAUGCAGUGUGUUACUAUAUAUAUAUUUUUUAACUUUAGUUCUGCAUAUAUACAAUUUUUAACCUAAUCGUUUUUAUGCUUCCUAUCUUUUAAGCUGUCACAGAAUUGCAGUGUUUUUAUCGGCGGAGUACAAGCGUGAAAAUGAAAUUAAUUUACCUUUUUUUUUUUUUUUUUUUUUACUUUUGUGGUAAAUAUAAUUUCCUUCAUGUCCCCCCCCCCCCCCCCCCUUUAGAUCACAGUUGUGCUUUUUUUCCCCGUUUAAUAUAUUCUAUUUCUUGCUUUACCCUGGAUCCCUUUAUAAAGCUAGAAGGCAAUGACGCUGCCAGAAAGUCUGGUGUUAGAGAGGUUAAACACAACUGGGUGGCUACACACUAACAACUAGUUUAUUAUUAUUAUUAUUUUUUUUUUUUUCUCUUAACUGGCAAGAGGGGUUCCAUAUGCUCUUUUAUCAUUGCACCACCCCUUUUUAACAAUUGCAGCAUUCUAUCACUGUGUGAUAUUUUGUAUGUUUACUUUAUUUACGAGUUAAUUUAUCCAGAAGUUUCCCAGCUAAGUUUCAACGGCUUAAUGUUAUUUAUUUCAAGCUUUAUAUGUGUUUUUGUUCAUGUGACACAGUACUAUCAUUACUUGUGGGAUGCCUACAGAAGUCUGUUUUAUUUUUAUUUUUUUUGUCUUUUUUUCAAAGAAUGACUAAAGGCCAUUAUUUACUACCGUUCUAUGAUAUUUAACUUUUUUUCUUUUCUUCUAUUAUCAGACUGACUGGGUACUGAGCGAUUGAGCAACACAAAAUUGCCACUGCAAAAUUGAGCAAAUGAUAUCAAAGAUAGCAGGUCAACACUCUCUUGCUCCAUGGCAGUUUUACCACUUUAAAUCUUUGCUUGACCUUCUAGUGCUCCACAGCUAAACACCUUUCAAGGUCUAAGCCUCCUUGCAUUAAUUUUUUUUUUUUUAACCAAGCUUUUGCAUUCUUCUCCGUUACUUCUCGCGUCCUCAGAUUUAUUUAUUUUUUUUUUUUUUUUUCAUCAUUUGUUUAGUUUCUGGUAUUGACAAAAGAUUUUAAUUUUGUGUUAUGCAUGACUAAAACAAUUUCUCCUAUUUUUUUUUUCUAGUCUUCCACAAAAGGAAAAAAAUUCUGAUGAGUUUGCGCGUUUUUGUAAGGUUUUUGUUUUACAGACUGCAAGUCGACAAAUUUUUAAGAUUGUACCACGAAAAAAAAAGCAGUACAGUUGUUAAAAAAUGUAUAUAAAAUGCAUAUAAUAAAUAUUAAAUGGUGUACCUGUAUACACUUGCAUUGAUUGACACAUCCUAUUGACGUCAUAACAGGUAAUAAGAUAUUUUUGUAAAUAAUUUCUAUAUUUGUUUAUAUGAAACUUCUUCUCUUCCGGGGAGACUUAUUAAAAUUGUGUAUUUAUGUUAACUCGUCAUUAACUAGCAUAGCAUAGUUUUGGUUUAUAUAGAUGAAAUUAUGCAGAAAAGUCUAUAUUUUUAUUUUAUUCUGGAAAUAAACUCCUGCAUGUUAUGAUGAAACCCUUUUUGUUCCUUAAGAGGCACAAAGACAAGGAGGAGGAGAGUAUUUUUCCUUCCCAUUUUGAGAAACAAAAAAAAUAAAAAUUUAUAACUCUUA